Messenger RNA from Lethenteron reissneri (Far Eastern brook lamprey), 4368 nucleotides. RefSeq names its product zonadhesin-like. Gene Ontology annotation, molecular function: protein binding. Gene Ontology annotation, cellular component: extracellular matrix. Lineage: Eukaryota; Metazoa; Chordata; Hyperoartia; Petromyzontiformes; Petromyzontidae. The record is from RefSeq and is a predicted model, not a curated record.
CUGCGAGCGGCCCCCCGCGGUGGUGCGGGGGCGGACCGUGAUCGCGUCCGGGCCGAGAUGUUGGACCUUGGCCGUGGCUUCCUUCACGAUGCCGGUGUGGUCCUGCGUGUGGUGCACGCUACGGCACGAGUGUCUGUGCAGCCCGGACGGGGUGGCAGGUGCACCAGCAAUGAAGGCCCAAGGUCGUCCCGUUGCCAUGGUGGCGCACCUCAACGUCCGUCGCCGUAGCGAUUCCGGGAGGCCCAACACCCCACCGUGGGCAGCCUUGCCGCUGGUCCUCAGGAUAAGCAGCCGGUGCCUUCGGCCGUUGAGGGUCUCUACGUGGGACGAGGACGGGGAUCUCGUGCGGUGCCGCUACGCCACGCAAGAGGAGUGCGGAGCGUGCGACGCCGCCGUGCCCGGCAUUACGCUGCACGAGGAGGAGUGCGCGUUCACGUUUGGCAGCUCGCGGCACGCCGUCCCUGGGAAGUUCGUCGUCUCUGUGGUGGUGGAAGAUUUCCCCGCAUCGUCCUCCCAGGGCCCGAAUGGCCCCGCGAAGGCUCGAGCCUUGUCGUCCGUGCCGUUGCAGUUUACACUGAUAGUCGUCUCCCAGGCGGAUGGCGACUGCUCUGUGGAGCCGGCGUUCACCGGGAAGACUCCGAAGCACGGCGCAGUCUUCCGCGUGGUCGCCGGCACGCGGCUGGACGUCCCCGUCGACGUCUCGGUGUCCCGGCAUUCGCAGGGCGGCAGCAGGUGGCCGUCAGCGGAGCUGUUGGUGGUGUGCGGCGGGGCACUCGCCGGCGAUGUGGUCUCCGACCCCGCCACCCCAGGCCUCCUCCGCACGACCCUGCUGUGGGUUUCGCCCGCGGGGGACGGUGGCGGCAGCUCGAGAAGGAUUUGCUUUUACGUGGAGGACUCCGCCGGGCGACAGAGCGAGAUGAGGUGUUUUACCGUGGUCGUCACGGCAAAGAAGUGGCUCUCGUUCAAAGGCGCAAGACUCCUGGGCGGAGGGCAUCACAGCGGCCGUCCCCGCCGUGGACUGAUGCCGCCUGGAGAGCUCCGGGCCACGGGGUUCACCGUGGUGGACGCUCGCAGCAACGCGGAGACCGUCAACUUCACCGUCACGUUCAACCAGGAGUUCUCGCCGACGCGCGUCGCGGCCUUCGUGCGCCUGGUCUCGGUGCGCAGCGGCCACGAGGCCUUGCGGCUGGACGCGCGCACUGCGGCCGUGCGAGCGUCGCCCGCCCCGCGCACCGUCGCCUUCGCGGCGCCGCCGUUCUCGCUGCGCGGCGGCGAGCGCUACUGCGUGACCCUCGACGAGGGCGUGGUGCAGCUGAAGGCCAGCAACGUCCGCAUCAACUCCCAGCCGCGCACGGCCUGCGACUGGGUCUUCGCCCUGCCGCGCAAGGUGUACGCGUCGUGCUACGCGCAGUGCGACCCGCACUUCAAGUCGUUUGACGGGCGCCUCUUCGACUACAUGGGCACCAAGCCCGUGCUGCUUGCCGGCUUCUGCGAGCCCACGGGGACGGACGACGAGGGCUGGGCCGUGUACGGCAAGAGCGAGCACUGGGGCAGCCGCCGCGUAAGCUGGAUGGAGUCGGUCGUGGUCGAGGUGCACGGCUACAGGGUCACCCUGGAGCAGGGCUAUGUGAAGGUGGACGGCGCCUUCGUUAACAUGCCGUACAUGGAACCGGACUUCAAGUUCAAGAUCUACAGCUCCAAUCACUACUUCGUGCUGCGCACCAACCUCCACUUCUCCGUCAAGUUUGGCGCCUCUCGUGUGGUGGUGGAGCUGGAGAACUCUGCCCUCUACCGGGGUGCCCUCUGCGGGCUCUGCGGGAACUACAACGGGAGGAAGGACGACGACUGGCAGCUGCCUGGGCAGGGUGCCACCCUCACGGCGCACGACUUCGGCAACUACUGGAUCAGCGGCAGCAUCCGCAUGAGCGGCGUUCCCGACGACGGCUCCUCGUCGCUGCUGCAGCUCAACGCGAGCCUGGUGGCCGUGGCCUCCGAGGGGCGGCGGUGCGGCCUGCUGACGGACCCGCGGGGCCCACUGGCCGCGUGCGCCGGCACGGUGAGCCCGGCGCCGUACUUCUCGGACUGCGUGUACGACAUGUCGGCGGAGGAGGGCGUGCAGGCCUACGUGGCGCUCUGCCUCGCGCUGCAGGCCUACUCGGACGACUGCUACGCCGCCGGCGUGCCCGUCGACCCGCGCUGGCGCACAGUCACCGGCUGUGAGCUGAGCUGCGGGCCGAUGCCGCGGUCGAUGCUGUCGCUUGCCGCCUCCUCGUGCCCGGCGACCUGCGCCGACCCCGACGCGGGCCUGGACUGCGGCGACCCCGUGGUGGAGGACUGCGUGUGCGUGCCCGGGCACCUCUGGGACAAGACGCGCUGCGUGGAGCCGGCCGCCUGCGGUUGCGUCGUCGACGGGAAGUACUACUCGAUUGGCGAGAAGUUCUUCAACGAGGACUGCAGCGAGCACUGCGCCUGCCUGGAGCGGGAGCGGGUCGACUGCGAGCCCGUGUCCUGCGAGCCGCCACUGCAGCACUGCGGCGUCAACGAGUACGGCACCCACGGCUGCCUGCACAGCUGGAUGAUCUGCUCGAGCGGCGGAAGCCAGCACUACGCCACGUUUGACGGGCGGGCGUACGAGUUCUAUGGGACGUACACGUACACGCUGGCCAUGACGCGCAAUGUCUCGUCGUCUGGCGCGUGGCGCGUCUUGCUGAAGAACUCCCCCGUGCCAGGCUCCUUCAUCCAGUCUCGGCCCAAGGCGGUCUACAUUGACAUUGCCGGCCUCGAAGUCUCCUUCCUCGCCGGCAAACGAGUCCUGGUGAACGGCCGGUCGGCUCGGAUUCCCUUCUACCACCCGGACACGGGCAGCGAUCCCGAGGUGGUGCUCUCGUACGCGGGCAACCACCUCCUGCUGGAGGCUCGCGUCGGCCUGCGCGUGCUCUUCGACGGGCGGCACGUGCUGGUGGCGGCGCUGGCGACGCACGCCGGGCUCGUGACGGGCCUCUGCGGCAACUUGGACGGCGACGCCUCCAACGACAUGAGGCUGCCGAGCGGCGUGCCCACCAGCCACGCCGGGACGUUCGGAGACUCGUGGAGGGUGUCGCGGCCGUGGGAUAGCGGCUUUGAGCAGGGCCAGACCAAGCUGCCCAGCGUCGUGAACCAAGAGCUGGCGACCCGUCUCUUGUGGUGCGGCCGCCUGCUGGACGCGACGCUGUUUGGCGUGUGCCACGAGCAGGUGGCGGUGCAGCCCUACUGGCAGCGCUGCGUGUGGCACGUGCGCCACUCGGCAAAGCCAGCAGCGAUGCGCGCCGCGCUAUGCGCGUCGCUGGACCUCUACGCCGUGGCGUGCGCCCUGCGGAGCGUCGCGCUGCCCGACUGGAGGACCGCGGCCAGCUGCGCCCUGCCCAGGUGCCCGCCUGGCAGCCACUACGAAGUGUGUGCACCCGGCUGCCCCAGCACGUGCGCCGUUCCCACGGCGGACGGCCUGUGCCCUGUGCGGCCGCCCUGCCUCGACGGCUGCGUCUGCAACUUCGGGCGCGUGUGGAGCGGCCACCGCUGCAUCCUCCCCGCGCAGUGUGGCUGCGUGGUCGGAAGCUCCUACUACCAGGCUGGAAGUCUCUUCCUGAACAGUAACUGCACGGAGUUGUGCUCGUGCCGGACGGGAGGAGCCGUCGUGUGCUCGGCGUUCCGCUGCUCUGGGCAGUGCAUCCUCGAGGACGGGGAGUACCUGUGCUCCGAGCGCAUCAAGCGCUGCCAGGUGACGGGAGAUGCUCACUACAGCACAUUCGACGGCACUGCACUGGACGUGGACGGCACAUGCAGCUACACGCUCGUGAGCGUCGCGCAGAGGCCGGACUUCUCGGUGUACGCGCGGCACGAGCGCAGCGCCCUGCCGCCCCACGCCACCGUCGUGGUCGGGGUCUACAUCCGCGUCCAGUCGACCACCAUCGCGCUGGAGAGGGGAUUCAACGUUUACCUGAACGGAGUGCGCCAAAACCUGCCGCUCUUCAGGAUACCCUUCACCGCUUUCGAGAACGCACGCGACAUCGUCGUGCUCGGCCACGACCUCGACUUCUUGGUGCGCUACAAUGGCUGGGCGUCCUUCUCCAUCGAGGUGGGACCGGGCCUGGCUGGCGCCACCGCGGGGCUGUGCGGCGACAACUGACGGGCGGCCGGACAAUGUCACGAACGCCGUGGGCUCCUCGUCGCCGUGGCUCAUCCGCCCUGUCGACUCCACCGCCUGCGUCCCCUUGGCUCCUCCGGCCCCGGUCCCUCGGCUUCCCCCUCCUCCGUCACUGCGGCUGAUGGCGGCGGCGCAGACGGCGUGCGCGGUGCUGAGCGACCCCGCGGGGCCCUUCGGGGUGUGCCACG